This is a messenger RNA of Gamsiella multidivaricata, 1359 nucleotides long. Its product is annotated as touch receptor neuron protein Mec-17-domain-containing protein. The transcript has 4 exons. Gene Ontology annotation, biological process: alpha-tubulin acetylation. The record is from RefSeq and is a predicted model, not a curated record. NCBI's taxonomy places the organism in Eukaryota, Fungi, Mortierellomycota, Mortierellomycetes, Mortierellales, Mortierellaceae. Gene Ontology annotation, molecular function: tubulin N-acetyltransferase activity. Gene Ontology annotation, cellular component: microtubule. Bases 1 to 1359 code for a protein of 452 amino acids.
AUGGAUUUCGACUUUCCCCUGAUCCCCCUCCUGCCAUUACCCAUUACCCUCGUGCCUGCUGCGACCUUUGCGGCUCUCGAGCACAACCAGAUUCAGAUUCAGCAGGCCUUCGCCUCCUCUGUCUCCAUCGGUCUCUCCAAGAACUCAGCCAAUGGUGGCGCCUCUGCAGGUGCCAACGGAAGCAACUCAACCAGCUCCUCCUUUUCGUCCUCCUCACUCUCCAGCUACCCCACAGGAGGACUGGCAGCUUCUUCGGACCAAGAACGACUCGGUGCGAUCGUCGAUGCUCUGGGUCAAGCCUCUGCCAAGGCGCAGGAACUUCCCACAUCUAUUACACAGACACUUCGACUGGCCAAGAAUCCAACCCAACGGGUCUAUAUCUUACGCACAGGACUGGAUAGUGGCGAGGAUCAAUGGCUGAACCAGCUUGAAAUUGGAUCGCCACUCAUGAAAGAGUCGCUCCGAAAAAGCGUCUCGGACCUGAAUGGUCCAUCCUUGUCCACCAUAGGUAACUCUAAUAGUGGCUGGGACUCGGAUACCGCAGGAACAUCAUCAACAGCCGUGUCAUCACGGGAAGAAGAGUCCAGGAGAAGUCAAAGAACUCGGAGCGAAGAGAAGGGAGUCUACGUCGCAGGAAUGCUUAAGAUUGGAGAGAAGAAGCUAUUCAUCGUGGACAAAUCGGGAACGAUGCAUGAGCAAGAAGUAUGCUGUGUUCUUGACUUUUACGUCGACGACUCAUGCCAGCGUCGAGGAUACGGGAAACUCCUCUUUGACUAUAUGCUCAAGGUCGAAAACAUCGAGCCCGCCCAGAUCGCCUAUGACAGGCCGAGCCCAAAACUCUACCGCUUCCUCAGCAAGUAUUUUCGGCUGGAGCGACAUCUCCCACAACCAAACAUGUUUGCAAUCUUUGAGGGCUUCAAGCUGUUGGACUGUGGAGAGAUUAUCCAGGUCAACGAUGACUAUUCGCUACCAGCAGUAGGACGAACCAGCGUCUCUUUUAUACCCAGCUCAUCAGCCUCUGACAACAGUAGCAGUAACAGUGGCACGGUCAACAACAGUAAUAGCGGAACGAGCGGAACUAGGACGCCCACAAUAUCUCGAGCGCUGCAGUCAUCUGUCGUUUUCAGUUCAGGCGCGCCAGCAACGGACUCUAUCAAUAUUCAAGCCAACCGGCGCGUGUCGUCUGCGUUUUCAUCCUCCAUUUCUUUGUCUGCUGGUACGGAUGCAGGUUCAAUCCCAAUCGCACCGACCACCAGGCCGCAGCAGACACAGACAGGCGGACCACCAUCAGGAGCCAGGAUAUCCCGGUUGCUUGCAUCAUCCAUUAAGUUUGCAGACCCUAUUGUUUCGACCGACUAG